AUGUGCGACUUUUCAGAAUAUGGCCCUAAGUCUGCCGAAUGGCUUGCGGUAGAGGCGAGUCUCCUGCCUCCACCUGCGUUUACGGAUAUCUAUGAGAGACAAGCAGUAAUCAACAAAGGUCGUGAGGAGAUUUCGGCGAAUGGAAUGAAGGAGCUGGGUCACUUGGUCUGUAUGAAAGACCACAAAAUUCCUACGAGAGACAAUUCUCUCAUAGAAGCACGAUGCUAUAGACCUGUCGAUGCAGCAGACGAUGUUUGCCUACCGAUUUAUAUCCACCUUCAUGGCGGAGGGUACUUAUUCGGAACACUCUCAUCCGAAGAUGCCAUAUCCUCACGAAUCGCAAUUGGAGCGAAAGUAACCGUCAUCAAUGUAAACUAUCGUCACACGCCGGACCAUACUUUCCCUACAGCUUGGAAUGAUGUCGAAGAUGCCUUUUACUGGGUACACGAUCACAUCGACGAUCUUCAAGGCAAACCUGAACAGGUUAUCAUUGGCGGUAUCAGCGCUGGUGCUCAGUUAGCAGCCGCUCUGGCUUUAAGACAGAAUAUCUCUGCAUCAGAUAUACGCCAAUAUCCCAAGAUCGCUGGACAGAUCCUGAUGAUACCAGCCUUGGUUCAUAAGGAUCAUUAUCAGUCACAAAUUGACCAACUCAAAAGUCCCCUGGUAUCUUCAUAUGUCCAGAACGAGGAUGCUCCUAUCCUUCCCAAGAAGGUCAUUGACCUUUUUACUGGAAUGUUGAAAUUCCCUUUCCCUUUCCCAGAUGCUGAGGACUUCCGGGCAAACACCGGAAAUGCAUCAGCUUCUCAGGUAGAGGGUCUUCCUCCCACUAUUUUUGGAAUCGCUGGUGCCGACCCUCUGCGGGAUGAAGGGCUCUUGUAUGGCAAGAAGCUUGCUGAGGCAGGUGUACCUACGGAUAUUCAUGUCUUCAAGGGACUACCCCAUGGGUUCCGUAGAUAUGGGGACCAGUUGACGGAGUCUAAGAGAUGGGAUAAGGUUAUGGAGGAGGGAAUUACUUGGGCACUAUCGAACCCUGAGGCUCGGAAUUUUGAAGUUAAAUCCACCUAG
Fusarium pseudograminearum CS3096 is the source of this 1065-nucleotide messenger RNA. RefSeq lists its product as uncharacterized. The coding region runs from base 1 to 1065 and encodes 354 amino acids. The transcript has 2 exons. Lineage: Eukaryota; Fungi; Ascomycota; Sordariomycetes; Hypocreales; Nectriaceae. The record is from RefSeq and is a predicted model, not a curated record. Gene Ontology annotation, molecular function: hydrolase activity.